UCCCGGCUCCGCCCCGGGUGAGAGGUCGGCGGGCGGAGCAGCGCUGAUGGCGAUGAUGGCCGCCGGGACGGGCAAGCCCCGGCGGCGGCGCGCAGGAAAUAAGCAUUCAGCUGCUCAGAAAAAUGAAGAUGCUGCUCAAAGGAAAGCAGCUCUGGAGGCUGCACUGAGACACAAGAUUGAAUGUGAGAAAAAAGCAUUGUCUAUUGUUGAGCAGCUCCUGGAAGAGGACAUUACUGAAGAGUUCCUUCUAAAUUGUGGAAAAUGUAUUACUCCAUCUCACUAUAAAGAUGUUGUUGAUGAGCGAUCUAUCAUCAAACUGUGUGGUUAUCCUCUAUGUCACAAUAAGCUGGAAAAUGUGCCAAAGCAGAAGUACAGAAUCUCAACAAAAACGAACAGAGUUUAUGAUAUCACUGAAAGAAAGUGCUUUUGCAGCAACUUUUGCUAUAGAGCAUCUAAAUAUUUUGAAGCUCAAAUUUCCAAAAGUCCAGUGUGGAUGAGAGAAGAGGAAAAACCACCCGACAUAGAGCUGCUGAAGGAGGGAUGGAGUGGACAGUCUGGAGAAGAGGUGAAACUGCGUGAUGAAGUAAUUAAAGCAUCUGACAUUGAAAAUCCUAGGAUAUCUUCAGAUCCAUGUGAAUCUCGUUCUCAUGACACAGCCAGUGACAGCAGUACUGAUACUGAACAAGAAUUUAUUUCCUCUGUCCUACCAGGAAGUCAGUCAAGUUCAGCCAAUUUUGCACAGCAAUUGAACAGAAAAAGCAUCCUCAAAAAGAAGCCUGCUCAGAAAGUCCAUGCCAGCCCUAAAACUGAAGAUGCAGAUGUGGCAGAGGCCACUGAACAACUCUCUCAUUGUAAAUUAGACACUCAGGAAGAAAGACACGCUUGCUCUGUUCAUAAUGAAGUAACUGCACCACCUUCAGACAAUACUGCUCCUGGGAAAUCAAGUGCUUCAGAAAUCUUUGAAAAUACGUAUGGAUCACAGAUAGUUUUUCUAGGUGUGAGCAAAAGAGGAGCAGAACAUCUUAAAAGAACAUUAGCUAAGUCAACAGAACAUAAAAACCCUGAACUGAGGCAUCCAGUUAAUUCCAAAGGCAGUUUACUAGAAGUACUUAGGCAAACACUUAUGGAGUGGAGAACUGAGGAAACUUUAAAAUUUCUCUAUGGCCCAAACUAUACUUCUUUGUACUCAUCAGAGUGCAUAGCAUCUGUCAGCCAGGAGACUGAAGAACUUGAUGAGGAUGACUUAGAUACACCUGAUGAUCUCAGCACUGUUGCUGCAGGGGAGUCUGAAAACAGUCUGAACUACUCUUUGCCUUUCACAGGCUCAAGUGGAAUAGUUAAGCCUGUGCCUAGUUAUGAAAAGCUAAAAGAAGAAACAGAGCUCCUAGAACUCCGGGUAAAAGAGUUCUAUAAAGGAAGGUACGUCUUGGCUGAGGAGGCAGCGACACAAGCACAGGAAGGGGAGCAUCCCAGCAAAGACAGAGAUGAUCAGCAGGAAGAUCUCACCUUCCCACUUGUUGAUUCAAAUGCACAAAUGCAGAUUAGGAAGCGAAUUGUCCUUGAAAAACUGAGAAAAGCAUUAUCUGCAGUUUUGGGCCCUCUUCAGAUUGCUUCAGGUGAUGUUUACACAGAGCUAAAAAAUCUUGUCAAAACUUUCCGGUUAACAAACAGAAAUAUUAUUCACAAAAUGCCUGAAUGGACUCUCAUUGCUAUUGUUUUGUUGUCUGUAUUGUCAGAAACAACUCCACUUUUCAAGAAUACUCAGACAAGCCCAAUGUACACACAGUUCCUGACCACAUUACUGGAAGAACUGCAUUUCAAAAAUGAAGAUCUGGAAAGUUUAACAAGAAUAUUUAGAAUGGACUGACAACUUGAAUGGUCAGUCAACUUCAAGAUACUUUGUGUGUCUUAAAACCAAGCUGGUUAACCACAGGUUUAAUGUUCAGCAUUUUGUAAGUAUGUACAGUAACUACAGAUUGUAUCAGCUGGAGCAGAAAAUGUGUGAAGCACAUUUUAAAGUAAAGAAAUAUGUUUGGUAUGGAAAUGAGUGUCAUCAUUUUGUCACUUACAAUAAAAUGUAAAUAAUUUCCAGUAAAUGCCAGCUGCUUACUUGUCACACUUAUCUUUUGAUAAUGUAUGGUUGGUUUACUGCAAUUUUGAGGAAUUUUUACUACCACAGUUUAUUAAAAAAAAAAAUUCUGUGUGGCUACAAUGGCUAAGACUCAGCAGGUUUUUUUUAUUAUUACAAUGGAAUUGUUAUGUUCCAUUUUGUGAUAUGAAAUUAAGAGCUGCGUAUUUUUUGCAUGAUGUUGAGAUUACAUUCUCCAUUCCAGGUAGGCCAAAAAAUUUAAGAGCAAAUACCUUAUGUUGAUCAUACUGAACUGAUUUAAUGAAUAUAGAUUAUGAUAUCAUUACUGAUCUCACUCCUUUGUUCCCCACUGAAUAACAUGAUCAUCUUAGCAUCUCCUGCUACCUGAAAUAGUUGCACAGAGAACAAAAGAACACCUUCAGUUGUUUGAACUUUUUAAAAUGAAAAAUGAAAUUUAGUAUGAAUUGUAGUACUUGCAUUUCUGCUUUUUCAUUUCCUUCCUAUGGGUAAGAAUUUUGCAGUCUUGCGAAGAAGCUGACUAACCACAGUUGUUCAAGGUAUGAAGACAAGUUAAAAUAUGGAUCAUCUAAAAAGUGCUUAAAAGCAGUAGAAAGGAAUUUGGAUUGGUUUGGUCUUUCUUGGUUUGGGAACUUUCAGUCAAAUUUUGUCUACAGGCAUCAGGGAAAGAGGGGGGAAAGCAUGUGAGCCUCCGAUGGUAAGAGCAGUGCUGCUGACAUUUUUCCAGUUGCCCUCGUGCAUGGAGCAGGAACCUUUAGGAAUGAUGACUACAGUACACAAAUAUGUCUGAUCCAUAGCCUGUUUGUCUUGCUACUUCUAAGAAAAGGGGUGAUCUUUGAACUUGUGUAAAAGUUCUUUUUAAACAGACUCUAGUUGUUACUA
Molecule: messenger RNA, 2989 nt
Organism: Melospiza georgiana
Lineage: Eukaryota; Metazoa; Chordata; Aves; Passeriformes; Passerellidae
Gene: RPAP2
Product: RNA polymerase II associated protein 2
Exons: 12
Coding region: 47-1867 (606 amino acids)
Cellular component (GO): cytoplasm; nucleus
Molecular function (GO): RNA polymerase core enzyme binding; RNA polymerase II CTD heptapeptide repeat phosphatase activity
Source: RefSeq, a predicted model, not a curated record